AUGUCAUUAGCAUCGAGUUUAGCUGUCUCAUCAUUCGAAUCCGAGUCGACAUCAUCAUCCUCAUCGACCAAACUCCGAACAGAAGCUGAUGCCGCAGCUGAUGCGGGUCUACAAUCUUCCGCCAGCGAAUGUGGUAGCAUCCUCAUCAUCACUAAAGGAAACAGCACUUCCAACACCUCCGAGGACUGGCCACCAAAUGUGAAUAGAUGGGCAUCUUUUGGAGUCGAGGCUCUUUCUUUGACACACAAUAGAAACCACCUUUCUGAUUUGAUAUCAGCAUGCACAAUAUGGAGGAAGUCAAAAUAG
Striga asiatica is the source of this 306-nucleotide messenger RNA. The record is from the annotation of a GenBank genome assembly. NCBI's taxonomy places the organism in Eukaryota, Viridiplantae, Streptophyta, Magnoliopsida, Lamiales, Orobanchaceae.